This is a messenger RNA of Chlorella variabilis, 573 nucleotides long. RefSeq lists its product as hypothetical. NCBI's taxonomy places the organism in Eukaryota, Viridiplantae, Chlorophyta, Trebouxiophyceae, Chlorellales, Chlorellaceae. The transcript has 4 exons. The record is from RefSeq and is a predicted model, not a curated record. Bases 1 to 573 code for a protein of 190 amino acids.
AUGGAGCGCGUGCGCUGCUCUGUGCGGGCCGCUAGCAAGGCCCCCGCCCUGCCCGCUGUCCGGGUGGUGGGCUUCGCCAUUCCCACCCAUUACACACGGGCUUCCAGGGCGCAGAGAUCCAGGGUGCACGCAGCCGCCCAGGUGCAGGACGCUGCAGGCGCCGCCAGCGCGGCAGCCUCCGGACCCGCCGCCGCUCCCAGCGCCGCCGCCUCCUCCGGCUCUUCCGACCCCACUUUCAACCUGGCCUGCCCCAUCUGCCUGUCCACCAAGCUGCCCCUGCGCAACACCCAGGGCCGGCCGACGGGCAGCCUGAGCUGCCCGCGCUGCAACCGCACCUUUGCCUCCACCCCCACCUACGCUGACCUCACGCUGACCAGCGGCAUCCAGCAGAAGGCGUACCAGCAGAGCUGGUGGGGCGGUACCACCAUCUUCCGCUCCCCGCUGGUGUCGUUUGUGUACGAGCGCGGCUGGCGGCAGGGCUUUGCCUGGGCGGGGUUCCCAGGGGCAGACAAGGAGUUCGAGCUGGCAAUGGACUACCUGCAGCACGCCGGGGUGGAAGGCAGAAAGUGCUGA